This is a messenger RNA of Salmo salar (Atlantic salmon), 1782 nucleotides long. It is a transcript of the gene c10h15orf61, whose product is annotated as chromosome 10 C15orf61 homolog. The record is from RefSeq and is a predicted model, not a curated record. Lineage: Eukaryota; Metazoa; Chordata; Actinopteri; Salmoniformes; Salmonidae.
CGUUUCCGGUUUAGUUACAAGGGUGAGUUAGAAGUUGAUCGAUAAAAAAGUUUGACGGAACAACAACGGACUUGAGAUGACAUUUUAUGGAGCGUGUUGUCUUGCGCUUAAGAGGAGACUGUUUGGUGGUCUUUACAGCUAAAUAACUAGCUAGCUUGGUGGUCUUUACAGCUAGAUAACUAGCGCUAGCGUGGUGGUCUUUACAGCUAGAUAACUAGCUAGCUUGGUGGUCUUUACAGCUAGAUAACUAGCGCUAGCUUGGUGGUCUUUACAGCUCGAUAACUAGCUAGCUUGGUGGUCUUUACAGCUAAAUAACUAGCUAGCUUGGUGGUCUUUACAGCUAGAUAACUAGCGCUAGCGUGGUGGUCUUUACAGCUAGAUAACUAGCUAGCUUGGUGGUCUUUACAGCUAGAUAACUAGUGCUAGCUUGGUGGUCUUUACAGCUAGAUAACUAGCGCUAGCUUGGUGGUCUUUACAGCUCGAUAACUAGCUAGCUUGGUGGUCUUUACAGCUAGAUAACUAGCGCUAGCUUGGUGGUCUUUACAGCUCGAUAACUAGCUAGCUUGGUGGUCUUUACAGCUAGAUAACUAGUGCUAGCUUGGUGGUCUUUACAGCUAGAUAACUAGCUAGCUUGGUGGUCUUUACAGCUAGAUAACUAGCUAGCUUGGUGGUCUUUACAGCUAGAUAACUAGCGCUAGCUUGGUGGUCUUUACAGCUAGAUAACUAGCGCUAGCUUGGUGGUCUUUACAGCUCGAUAACUAGCUAGCUUGGUGGUCUUUACAGCUAGAUAACUAGCGCUAGCUUGGUGGUCUUUACAGCUAGAUAACUAGCGCUAGCUUGGUGGUCUUUACAGCUAGAUAACUAGCUAGCAAGUCUGCUUAUAAAACAAGACAUUAAUGAAUAAGACACAACUUAGAAGGUAUUUGUGCUUUGAAGAACGUCCACACUUUAUCCCCUCUGAACUAACAUUAUACUGGUGUCAUAAGCUAGCCAUCUUACUGGUAAAAAACCACCUGCCAAUCAAUAAGCUAUGAUCCAUAGCAUGAAGGAAGUUCUCCGGCGGACACACAACAUAUUCCUCAAAGUCGCUCUGUUUCCGAGCGCACUGCGGAGGAAAGGACGGCCGCGUCCCGCAGCUUCGGAGGUGCUGACAUGUCACCUGCUACAGCGGAACCUCCCUCCCUGGACCUCCUUCUGUGUCCGCUACAGCGUCGUCACUAACGACCAGUUCGGGAGGUCCAACUUCAACUGGGUGGUACAGGGAGCCAAUUACCACAUACUGAGGACUGGUUGUUUCCCUUUUAUCAAGUACCACUGUUCCAAAGCACCAGCACAGAACUUAGACUAUGAAGACACGUUUUUUAGCGUGUUGAAAGUCGUCAAUCUAGGCAUCCCGUGUUUUGCCUAUGGCCUGGGCUGUCUGAUGGUAAUAACAGCUACGGAGACUGUACAGACUAGUGCUGGACCUGUCACUGUAUAUUUUGCCUUCGAAGAGAAAGACACACAGUAUUAAAACGAUCUAUUUAUGUACUUGGAAGCUAGUUUAUUUUCAGUGUUAAUAUUGUGCACUGGAUUGAGACAUCUGAACUGUCCUGUUUAGAUUGAACUGUGCCUGUGGUGACAACAAGCACAUCCUAAUACGACUUGAUAUUUCAGCAACACAGGCCAGUGAACAGCUGCAAGACGCCUGAAGGUGGAAUACUCUCCAAGACUGUUCUGCCAUAUUGAUUUCAAUCCCUUAGAAUUGUAAAUAUUAGGGAAUAAAUCUGGAACUAAUUGAAA